ACUGCGCCGCCGCAUCGCCGCCGCGCCCGACCGCGGCCCGCUGAUCGCCCCCGGCGUGUACGACGCCAUGGGCGCGGCCGCGGCCGAGGCCGCCGGCUUCGAGGCCGCCUACCUGUCCGGCGCCAGCAUCGCCUACAGCCGCCUGGGCGGUCCCGACCUGGGGCUGAUCGCCCUGCCCGAGCUGGUCGAGACCGUGGCGCUGAUCCGCGAGCGCACCGACCUGCCGCUGGUGGUCGACGCCGACAACGGCUUCGGCAAUGCGCUCAACGUGCGCCGCACCCUGCGCCGGCUGGAGCGCGCCGGCGCCAGCGCCGUCCAGCUCGAGGACCAGAGCUUUCCCAAGCGCUGCGGCCACCUGGCCGACAAGAGCCUGAUCGAGCCGGCGGAGAUGGUCGGCAAGAUCCGCGCCGCCGUCGACAGUCGCCAGGACCCGGACCUGACGCUGAUCAUCCGCACCGACGCCGUCGCCGUGGAGGGCUUCGACGCCGCCAUGGCGCGGGCCGAGGCCUACCUGGAGGCCGGCGCCGACGUGCUGUUCGUCGAGGCGCCGCAGGACGAGGCCCAGCUCGCCGCCGUGCCGCGCCGCUUCGCCGGCCGGGUGCCGACCCUGGCCAACAUGGUCGAAGGCGGGCGCACGCCGAACCGCACCGCCCAGGCCCUGGGCGAGCUGGGCUUUUCCAUCGUCAUCUUCCCCGGCGGCCUGGCCCGCGCCGUGGUGCAGACCAUGCAGGCCUAUUUCGCCAGCCUGCGCCAGCACGGCAGCAACGCCCCCUUCCGCGAGCGCAUGCUGGACUUCCAGGGCAUCAACGACUUCGUCCGCACGCCCGAGGUGCUGGCCUGGGCCGCGCGCUUCGAGGGGCAGCCGGACGCCGGCGAGGCGCACGCCCCGGAGUCUGACGCCGGGGCCGAGCCAGCGGCGCGGGAGGUCUGGGAGCGUCACGUCGUCGAGCGCGACGCCGAGGGCAACGAGCUGCUCUACGUCGACCGCCACCUGGCGCACGAGGGCUCCUUCCACGCCUUCGGCAAGCUGGCCGGGCGCGAUCUGCCGGUGGCCCGGCCCGACCUGACGCUGCUGAUCGCCGACCACUACGCCCCGACCCGCGGCCGCGACCGGCCGAUCGCCGACCCCGAGGUGGCGCGGGUCUCCCGUCUGCUGGAGGAGAACGCGGCGCGCUUCGGCCUCGACCUGAUCGGCCUGCAGGACCCGCGCCAGGGCAUCGUCCACGUGGUUGGGCCGGAGCUGGGCUUCACCCUGCCGGGCCUGACUAUCGUCUGCGGCGACAGCCACACCUCGACCCACGGCGCCUUCGGGGCCGUCGCCUUCGGCAUCGGCGCCUCGGAGGUGGCCCACGUGCUGGCGACCCAGUGCCUCUGGCAACGCCGGCCGAAGCCGAUGCGCGUGCGCUUCGUCGGGCAGCCGCGGGCCAGCGUCGGGGCCAAGGACCUGGUGCUGGCGAUGAUCGCUCAGAUCGGCGCCGACGGCGGCAGCGGCCACGCGCUGGAGUAUGUGGGGUCGGCCGUCGAGCGGCUGUCGAUGGCCGGGCGCAUGACCCUGUGCAACCUCUCGAUCGAAAGCGGCGCGCGCUUCGGCCUGAUCGCGCCCGACGCGACCACCUUCGCCUACGUGACCGGCCGGCCGCUGGCGCCGCGCGGGGCGUUGCUGGAGCGGGCGCUGGCCGACUGGCGCGGCCUCGCCAGCGACCCCGACGCGCCCUUCGCCGCGGAGGUGACGGUGGAGGUGGACGGCCUGGGGCCGAUGGUGACCUGGGGCACCAGCCCGGAGCAGGCGGCGCCGGUAGCCGGCCGGGUGCCCGAUCCGGCAAGCCUGCCGACGGCGGCACGGCGCGAGGCGGCGGCCAAGGCGCUGGCCUAUAUGGACCUGCAGCCGGGCCAGGCGCUCGACGGCCUGGCCAUCGACCGGGUCUUCAUCGGCUCCUGCACCAACGCGCGCCUGGAGGAUCUGCGCGAGGCCGCGGCGGCGAUCGGCGGGCGCCGGGCGCAGGUGCCGGCCCUGGUCUCGCCGGGCUCGCGGGCGGUCAAGCGGGCCGCCGAGCGGGAGGGGCUGGACGCGGUUUUCCGCGCCGCCGGCUUCGAGUGGGCCGAUUCCGGCUGCUCCAUGUGCGUGGGCAUGAACGGCGACCUGGUGCCGCCGGGCGCGCGCUGCGCCUCCACCGCCAACCGCAACUUCCCCGGCCGCCAGGGGCCGGGCAGCCGCACCCACCUGGUCAGCCCGGCGAUGGCCGCCCUGGCCGCCGUGCUGGAGUCGCCGGCCGUCGUGCUGCUGCGCGGCAAUGUCGACACCGACCAGAUCAUCCCGGCCCGCUUCCUGCGCAAGCCGCGCGAGGGCACCGCGGGCUACGCCCCCUAUCUCUUCGCCGACCUGGACGACGCCCCGGCGGGCCUGCGUGGCGAAGAGCGCGGCGAUGGGUGCGAUGGCGAGGAGGCCGGCGGCGAGGCGGCGCCGGAGAUCCUGAUCGCCGGGCGCAACUUCGGCUGCGGCUCCUCGCGCGAGGGGGCGGUCUAUGCCCUGGUCGACGCCGGCUACCGCGCCGUGGUGGCGGAGAGCUUCGGCGACAUCUUCCGCGCCAACGCCGCCCGCAACGGCCUGCUCUGCGUGCAGCUCGCGCCGGAGGAGGUGGGCGCGCUGGCGGCGGCGGCGGCCGAGGCGCCGGCCGCGCGGCUGACCGUCGACCUGCCGGCGCAAAGCGUCGCGGCGCCCGGUCUGGCGGCCUAUCACUUCGCCAUCGACGGCUUCAGCAAGAAGCUGCUGCGCGCCGGCUACGACGAGCUCGACCUGACCCUCUCCCUGGCCGGGGCCAUCGCCGACUUCAGCGCUGCCGCCGAGGCGGCGCGUCCCUGGCUGCGGCCCGAGACCACGGGCGCGAUGGGCCCGCUUGCGCGGGUCCGCCGAUCCCAGGUCGCUCUCGGCAGGAACGGAGCGCUCGUGGGGCCCUUUUUCGAGGAGCUGGACUACCGGCCGACGCCGAUCGGCGCGCUCAGCCUGCGCCGGCGGCGCGAGCUGUCGCUCGAUGUCGAGGUCUACGAGAUCAAGCUGGGCGAGGCCUUCUUGAUGUCCAGCCUCUUCACCGCCUCGGAGGUCGCCCUGGCGCGGCUCGGGCUGGCGGCCCUGACGCCGCGCGGCGGGGCUUGCGACGUGGUCGUCGGCGGACUCGGCCUGGGCUACACGGCGCAGGCCGUGUUGCAGGCGCCGGAGGUCGCCUCCCUGCUGGUGGUCGAGGCGCUGGAGCCGGUGAUCGACUGGCACCGCGAAGGGCUGCUGCCGCUGGGCCGGGAGCUCUGCGCCGACCCGCGCUGCCGCUUCGUGGCGGGCGACUUCUUCGCCCUGGCCGCCGGCGCCGAGGGGUUCGAUCCCACGGCGCCGGGACGGCGGGUCGACGCCGUGCUGGUCGACAUCGACCACACGCCGGAUUUCCUGCUGGACACCGGCCACGCCGACUUCUACCGGCCGGCGGGGCUGACCCGGCUGGCCGCCCACCUGCGCCCGGGCGGCGUCUUCGGCCUCUGGUCCAACGCGCCGCCGGAGCCGGCCUUCACGGCGCGGCUGGCCGAUGUCUUCGCGACGGCCUGGGCCGAGCCGGUGCGCUUCGCCAAUCCACUGCAGGCCGGGCGCGAGGUGACCCAGACGGUCUACCUGGCCCGCACGGCGGCGGAGGCCGCGCCAGGGACCGCCCAAGGCACUGCCCAAGGCACUGCUUAA
Symbiodinium necroappetens is the source of this 3718-nucleotide messenger RNA. NCBI's taxonomy places the organism in Eukaryota, Dinophyceae, Suessiales, Symbiodiniaceae. The record is from the annotation of a GenBank genome assembly.